UAUACUUGUAUAUAUACCUAACUUCUCCAUCAAAUUCUCUAUUGCUUUAUCUUCUUCUUCUUCUUCUUUCUUCUUUCUUCUUUCUUCCUCUUCCUUCUGUUUCUUGGCUUAUAUAUGCACAAAGAGUAGUUUUCUUCCUUCUCUUCUUAAUUCCAACUCCUAGACUUUGCUUUUUGUUGAUCGGAAAUGUCGGCUCAACUAGCACCGGAACAAGUUUGCUAUGUUCACUGCAACUACUGCAACACUAUCCUUGCGGUUAGUGUUCCAGGAAACAACAUGUUCAACAUUGUUACAGUGAGAUGUGGAUAUUGUACCAAUUUGCUGGCUGUCAACAUGGGAGCUAUGCUCCAAUCCAUCCCUCUUCCUAAUCUUCAGAAUAAUCAGAUUAAUGUUUCUGAGAACAUUCACAUGGAUUCUGGUUCUUCAUCCAAAUGCAAUAGAAUAUCUAUGAUGAACUCCAUGGGCAGUGAUCACCAACGAAUGCUACCAAUUCGUCCACCGGAGAAGAGACAGCGAGUUCCUUCUGCUUAUAAUCGGUUUAUCAAAGAGGAGAUACAAAGGAUUAAAUCUAUCAAUCCAGAUAUCAGUCAUAGAGAAGCUUUCAGUGCUGCAGCAAAGAAUUGGGCUCAUUUUCCGAACAUACAUUUCGGUUUAACACUGGAUGGAAACAAAGAAGCGAAGAUCGAUGAAGUGAUCACUGCACAAGCAGCUCAGAAAUCAUCUCAAGGUUUCUUUUGAUCUCAUGAGCUACUGCAUGCUGUUUCAUUUGUGAGUAGUUGCUACUAUGUUUUAAUAAUUUAUUGCACUUAUAAGAAAAGUUCUAAAUAUUGUUGAGUGUGAAGCUAAGUACUGUUAUAAUUUGAGAGCAUUGAACACUUUUGAGUUUGUUUUGA
Molecule: messenger RNA, 893 nt
Organism: Dioscorea cayenensis subsp. rotundata (Guinea yam)
Lineage: Eukaryota; Viridiplantae; Streptophyta; Magnoliopsida; Dioscoreales; Dioscoreaceae
Product: axial regulator YABBY 5-like
Exons: 6
Coding region: 187-738 (183 amino acids)
Biological process (GO): cell fate commitment; multicellular organism development
Cellular component (GO): nucleus
Source: RefSeq, a predicted model, not a curated record